Bombina bombina (fire-bellied toad) is the source of this 1749-nucleotide messenger RNA. It is a transcript of the gene CMKLR2, whose product is annotated as chemerin chemokine-like receptor 2. The record is from RefSeq and is a predicted model, not a curated record. Bases 515 to 1597 code for a protein of 360 amino acids. Gene Ontology annotation, molecular function: G protein-coupled receptor activity; complement receptor activity. Gene Ontology annotation, biological process: complement receptor mediated signaling pathway; inflammatory response; phospholipase C-activating G protein-coupled receptor signaling pathway. Lineage: Eukaryota; Metazoa; Chordata; Amphibia; Anura; Bombinatoridae. Gene Ontology annotation, cellular component: plasma membrane. The transcript is spliced from 6 exons.
CAGGGAAGGAGUAGAACUGCCCUGUGCAUGGACUGUAUGAAUCAUUUGCAAAACAACAUGGGUUUGCUCUGCUCAUAUUGCAGCUUUUAAGAAAACAGAAGAAUUCCAGCAGAGAGCAAGACGAUCAUAUCCAGAGUUUUCCCUAAUUAAAUAGCGAUUUGAGUUCUCAAGGGGGCUGUGGUCUCUACAGAAAGGCGAAGGAUAAGCUUCCUCUUUGUAAGUGGUUGCUAGGAGAUAUGUGAACUAGCUCCAGUCAGUUUCUUGCCCAUGCUCAGUAGAAGACUGAAAAAAGUAGAAGAAGAAAAAAAACGAAACUACUAUUUACAAAUACCACCUCCUUUGAAAGACUUUUCUACGUUACACCCAGCUAAUCUGUUCAAGAACUGUAGAUGUGUGAUGAGUGAGCUGUGGAAUUCUAUACGGGCAUUAAAAGUAUUUGGGGUCAAGCAUGCAUCGUUAAACUAAAAGUGCCACUAAAAUCAUACAAAGUUUCAAGACUCAGCAAAACAAUUGAAUGCUCAACAUGGAAAAUGACUAUCUGCCAAUGAAAUCUGACUAUGACAUGUUUGAAAACAUUUCAUAUUACUAUGAAUAUGAUCUUGAAGAACCUUCAGAUGUCACAGACAGCCACCAUUUUCUUCACAUCAUUUCUAUUGUAAUUUAUUCUGUGGCCUUCUUAUUGGGAGUACCUGGUAAUGCCAUAGUCAUUUGGUUCACUGGUAUCAAAUGGGAGAAGACAUUUAACACCAUUUGGUUCCUCAAUCUGGCUGUUGCUGAUUUAAUUUUUGUCCUCUUUUUGCCCUUUCAUAUCACCUAUGUGGCUACUAACUUCCACUGGCCUUUUGGGAAAUUGUUAUGCAAACUCAACUCUUUCAUUACUUUGAUCAACUUAUUUGCCAGUGUUUUCUUCCUUAGUGUUAUUGGCCUUAACAGAUUCCUUCAUUUGGCUUUCCCCAGUUUCUCACAGAAACACUUUACACUAAAAAAGUCAGUGGUUAUAAGCGUGAUUGUAUGGCUUUCUGCAUCAAUUAUUGCUUGUCCUUCGCUGUUCUUCAGAGACACACUCAUAAUUAGCAAAACAAAAACUGUCUGCUUCAUCAACUUCCACGAUACUGACACAUCCCUCAGGAUGAGGAGACAUAUGAUUCUUACAUUGGUCAGGUUUCUCUUUGGAUAUUUCAUCCCUUUGAUCACUAUGAUAGUCUGUUAUACCAUCUUGACUGUCAAGAUGAAAGCAAAUAAGGCAAUAGUUUCCUCUAAUUUUUUCUGGACAACCUUUGCUGUAGUUGUGGCUUUUUUUGUGUGCUGGACUCCUUUCCAUAUAUUGAUGUUAUUGGAGAUUCAAGUUCAUCACACAAAUGCUAUCCAUGAUGUUCUUAGAAUUGGUGUUCCCCUUUCCACAAGUUUGGCUUUUGUUAACAGCUGCCUUAAUCCAAUCCUUUAUGUUUUAACUAGCAAAGUUUUCAGAGUACAGUUUUGCACAACAAUGGCAAACAUAUUCAAACACACUAUCCAGGAUAUCAGCCAGACAGGUACUCUCAGUGAGCAUCUGAUGGAGACAGAAAAUAAGCCAUCCUUCUGUGAAACAGCCACCUAAAUAAAUAUAAGUGGAAUGAGAUUUCAAGGUUUGUUAUAUAACGGGAAAUUAAAUGCUAAAUUGUAUCCCUGUUUAAUUAAAGGGACACUAAACAUAUUGUUAUUACAAUACAUUUCUGUUGUCUUGCUAUAGUAUAAAAUAUUAGCCAAGUA